AUGGAAGUCGUGAUUGCAUUGACAGAGGAACUUUUUGCAAGUGCGAAGCAAAAUGAGAUUUCUCUAUCAGAUGCUGGAGUUAGUGCUGGAGCAACUUCUGGAUCACCCAAUUUUCCUGGUGGUGCUUGGGGAAAACCGGCGAAAACUCUAGUUUGUCUUUUUUGCUACUUUUCGAGGUGUAAUACCCGUGGACCGCCGUACCAGCAUCACAAGCUUGAUGCGCGCUCUUCUCCGCAUCUCUUUCGUGGUUACUCGCUCACCCGGUGCGCUUACAUAUGUACCAUAGAGAAUAACGACGACAUUGGCAAAGAAGAUGCUAGAAAGACUGCGAGUUGUUCAGGACUAGAAGGUUCAAGAUCAGAAGAUUCAAGUGUGCCAUGA
Molecule: messenger RNA, 381 nt
Organism: Arabis nemorensis
Lineage: Eukaryota; Viridiplantae; Streptophyta; Magnoliopsida; Brassicales; Brassicaceae
Source: the annotation of a GenBank genome assembly